AUGGCGAAUCUUAUCUUUGAUAUGCCGAGAAAGUGGCAGAUCGUCAAUCGUGUUAGAGGAAUAACUCUCACCAGAGAAAGAUCCCAGUUCAUCUUCUUACAUGCGUAUGAUCUUCAAGAUGUCCUUGACCAAGGCAUGCAAACUUACUGUGACUGGGGUCUAGCUAUUGAAAGAUGGGCAGAAAGGCCUCCACCGGGAUAUCUACAAUACGUUUCAAUCUGGGUCAGAAUAAGGAAUAUUCCGGUCAACCAUUAUACAAAACCUGCUAUCGAAGAGUUUGGUGGUUUGAUCGGUCAUGUGGAAAUGGUAGCUUUCGAUCCAGAAAAAUCUCAAAGACAAGACUAUGUUCGAGUCAAGGUUCGGAUUGAAGUUAACAAACCCCUCAAGCGAUCAAGGGUCUUAAACUUGCCUGGAAGAGAUCAAACUACUAUCUACUUUUUCUAUGAAAAAGUGCAGAAGAGGUGUACUCACUGUCAAAGACUCACACAUGCAAAGGAUAGAUGUCCUUUUCUGGUCAACUCUCUUAACAUGCAAGCGGCUCCGGUUUCAAAUCAACGACCUUCUCUUGAUACAAGGAACCCGACAGUCUUAUCUGAGGAUGAUCCCCUGUUUGGAGUUCUACAAGAAGAUCAAGUGGGCAUCAAUCCCAUAUCAGGUCGUCCUCGCAUAGCUCCGGAAGUUCUCCAAGAAAUGCGUAACUAUCUUCUUGCUUCAAUCCAGAACACUAAUCUCAACCCCAAGCCUCCAAAGCUUAUGGCGUCGGCGAUCUCAGCAGGCCAACACUUGUCUAAUCCUUUGGCAAAUAAGAAACCGCAAAAAGGUGGAGUUAAGCUCUCUACUCCUAUUCAGAAUGAGGAGAGCCCCAACAAGAAGCGCAAAGCAGAAGAUAAACUAGAUGAGUCUCUCAGAUCAUCAAAGAAGAAAGGACAGAGCUCGAUGGAAGAAGCCUCUCUGAAAAAGAAAACUGAAGUUGAUUUGGCUGAUACAUCCAAGGCUGCGCAGUGCAAUGUAUCAACGAUGGUCCCGCGUGAGGGACCGUCCAAAGCGUAA
Messenger RNA from Brassica napus (rape), 1050 nucleotides. RefSeq lists its product as uncharacterized. The transcript has 3 exons. The record is from RefSeq and is a predicted model, not a curated record. NCBI's taxonomy places the organism in Eukaryota, Viridiplantae, Streptophyta, Magnoliopsida, Brassicales, Brassicaceae. The coding region runs from base 1 to 1050 and encodes 349 amino acids.